Messenger RNA from Pectinophora gossypiella (pink bollworm), 2657 nucleotides. RefSeq names its product formin-like protein 1. The coding region runs from base 201 to 1268 and encodes 355 amino acids. Lineage: Eukaryota; Metazoa; Arthropoda; Insecta; Lepidoptera; Gelechiidae. The transcript is spliced from 4 exons. The record is from RefSeq and is a predicted model, not a curated record.
UAAAUUUAUUAUAAAAACGGUCAUUUAACGUUUUAAAAAUAAUUUGUUAUGAUUUCAAAACGCAAUGCGUAGUGAAAACAAAACGCAACAAACAUCAUUCUCAAAAAAAAGACGCGUCCUUCGCAACCACUUGUUUUGUUUUUGUAUAGUUUAGACUUUAGUUAUCAAUAAUAAACGUAAAGUAAUUACUGUCCAUAACGAUGUCAACAAUUAAAAAGCAUAUUUUUACUCCCCUCGAGAAGAAAACUUUUUUGGAUAUAUUGAAAAGAUACUCCUCGGUGAUAGAGAAUAAGGAUACCGAUGGCGCUUCAUUACGCGCAAAAAAUGAAGCUUGGGAUAUUGUAACCAGAGAGUACAACGCAAGCCCUCAUGCUACCAAUCAGGUUACAAAUAAACAACUUAGGAGAUUGUGGAUGAACCUCAAGCAGCGGCAAAGGGAAGCACUGACAAAAGAACGUCAACAUCGGCUAGCUACUGGAGGAGGGCCUGCAACCAGUGAUGCAGUUGUAGACCCAGAUGUGUCUGAGGUGGCCCCUGCUCUAAUAGUUGGUAUCGAUGAUGCUGUUGACUCUGAUACAAUUCCAGUAACCGCUGACCUUGCCGUCCAAGAAGUAAAUAUGGACUUGCAGCCCGUCUCUUGUCUUCCCUCAACUUCUUCCCAAAUACCAUCCACCAGUGCAUUUUCUUCAUCACCAUUCCCAUGCGCUGUUGUUACACAAGCACCACUUGCCCUUGCCCCAACCCGGACAACAUUGACACCACCUCCACCUGGAGUAGGUCCACUACUGUCUCUCACUGCAAACACUCCACCACCAGCUCUCCCUACAACCACUCCACCACCACCUCUCCCUACAUCCACUCCACCACCACCACCUCUUACUGCUUCCACUCCACCACCACCUCUUCCUACAUCCACUCCACCACCACGUCUUCCUACCCCACCUCCACGUUUUCCUACUCCACCUCUUAUUAACCCAUCAAAUACAGCUACCCAAACUUUUCAAAGGCAUAAAAGUUCUAUUCUGGAUAAGGAAUAUAAAGACAGACAGAGACGGGCUAAUGAGAUUCAUGAGUUGGAGGUUUUAUUGUUAAGAGAAAGAAUAAGAGAAGCGAAGGCGAGAGCAGACCUCGGUGUGCGUCAAGCUAGCGGCCUCAAAAAAAAAUGGGCACGAAAAAAUAAUUUGACCAUACCAAAAAAUAGUACUCUUAUUGAAAAAAAUAGUACCUGUUGUAAAAAAAUUAGUACCAUCACGGUUCUGGAUUUAUAGCCACGUUUUAUUGCACUUGCUAGCUUGACGGUGAGCGAAAUUUGGCGAGAGUUAACGACAAGGUCUUUUGCUUUGAUUUAAACGCCAAAAAAUAGUACCGAAAUAGUACUCACCCCCUGCAAAAUACCGAAAGUAGUACUUCAACGGUUCCAAAGUUAUAAAGGCAGUUCUUUGAUCCCGCUAGCUUGACGUUUUGAAAAUACCUAUUAUCUGGGGAACGCUUGCAUACUUCAGUAUGUAACUAAUGUCAAUAAACUCGUAUGAAAUAGUACUCCCUACCAUCAUAAUUUUGAUCCGAUUCUCUUUGUAGAAAUGUUAAAAAAUCAUCAUAACCUAUGCCAUACAUUUGUUGUUGAUACAGUCACGUAGACAAUUACAUAACCUCACAAUUUAUUCGUAAGUAUUGCCAUUUUGGAGGUCUACCCUACCAUUUCUUUGCACUUCAGAGUGCUGCUAUUACAAAAAAAUCCUAUUGCAUACACCCAUAUGCACUAAUUUUAAUAUAAAAUGGCUGCAUGGGUCUAGUUCUUAUCGAAAACAAUCUGUGAUUUUAAUACAUCAUAAUACAUAUUUAAUCUGCUGUUUUAUUUUAUAAUUUAUAAUUGUUUGUCAUGUUGAAUUUGUUACGGAUCGAAGUGUUUGUUAAUAAACAAUUUGCAGUACUUAUUUAUAGAAUAACUCAAAGAGUUUCAACAAUGAUAUUACUUUCAUCUGACAACCCUGGCACUUCACCAAUUUUUACCCAAAAAUGGGGAAAAAAUACUAAAAUCUGACAACAUUCUUGACCAUGUGUAAUAAUUUUGUUCGCGACUGUACUUGUCUUGAUAAAUGUAUGAUACAGGUUAUAAUGACUUUUUGACAUAUUUCUACAAAGAGAAUCAGGUCCAAAUUAUGAUGGUAGGGAGUACUAUUUCAUACGAGUUUAUUGACAUUAGUUACAUACUGAAGUAUGCAAGCGUUCCCCAGAUAAUAGGUAUUUUCAAAACGUCAAGCUAGCGGGAUCAAAGAACUGCCUUUAUAACUUUGGAACCGUUGAAGUACUACUUUCGGUAUUUUGCAGGGGGUGAGUACUAUUUCGGUACUAUUUUUUGGUGUUUAAAUCAAAGCGAAAGACCUUGUCGUUAACUCUCGCCAAAUUUCGCUCACCGUCAAGCUAGCAAGUGCAAUAAAACGUGGCUAUAAAUCCAGAACCGUGAUGGUACUAAUUUUUUUACAACAGGUACUAUUUUUUUCAAUAAGAGUACUAUUUUUUGGUAUGGUCAAAUUAUUUUUUCGUGCCCAUUUUUUUUUUGAGGCCGCUAGCUUGACGCACACAGACCUCGCAGAACUUCAACUGCAGCAGCAGUGUUCGUCAGAUACUGCAACUGAUGCCUGAAGAGGGGAUGUGGC